Messenger RNA from Aplosporella prunicola CBS 121167, 586 nucleotides. RefSeq lists its product as uncharacterized. The coding region runs from base 164 to 463 and encodes 99 amino acids. Lineage: Eukaryota; Fungi; Ascomycota; Dothideomycetes; Botryosphaeriales; Aplosporellaceae. The record is from RefSeq and is a predicted model, not a curated record. The transcript has a single exon.
UACUGCUCGCUUGCUGCCACGAGCGCUUGAAGGCAGGAAAUGAGGCAGAGAAUUGAGGAGUGAGGACUAAGGACUGAGGAUUGAAGUUUUGCUUUUCAAAGCGGUUGGCCGGCAGGCACGGCGGUCAUGCUCGCGAGAUUAUUCUAUAUCAUCGCGUGCGUGCAUGGCCGUCUCUGUCGUCGUCGUCGUCGUCGUCGUCGUCGUCGCCGCACACAUAUACGCACACUACACGCGCACACUACGCGCACACACGCACACGCACACCCCCUGGAUACCCUUAUGUAUGUAUAUAUGUCGCGUUCUGUCGUCGAGUUUUUUCUUGUUAUUCUUGGCUUUGCUUCUAAACUUUUUUUGCUUUUGUAUGGGUUUUUUGUUUGUGGCUUGUGGUUUUCCGAUGGAUAAUGGAACGAACGGAUGGCAUGGGAUUGUAUGGAUGGGGCUGUAUGAGCGGGGUAGAGAGUGAGGAUUGGAAGUGUAUGUAUGGAAUAGGAUGGAUGCUGAUGCUAUGGUAUAGCGUGGCAUGGUGUGGUGUGGUGUGGUGUAGCUUAUAUAGUGUGGGUAAAUAUACUUAUACUUAUAACCUACC